Messenger RNA from Camponotus floridanus (Florida carpenter ant), 3441 nucleotides. It is a transcript of the gene ValRS-m, whose product is annotated as valine--tRNA ligase, mitochondrial. Gene Ontology annotation, molecular function: ATP binding; aminoacyl-tRNA deacylase activity; valine-tRNA ligase activity. Bases 478 to 3441 code for a protein of 987 amino acids. The record is from RefSeq and is a predicted model, not a curated record. Gene Ontology annotation, cellular component: cytosol. Gene Ontology annotation, biological process: valyl-tRNA aminoacylation. The transcript has 16 exons. NCBI's taxonomy places the organism in Eukaryota, Metazoa, Arthropoda, Insecta, Hymenoptera, Formicidae.
CUUCACUAGUGCAAUUAGAGUGAAAGAAAGUAUGUUGGUCUCUUUCUAACUUAUUGCACUAGUGCAGCAGUGCAGCUAAAACGAACAGAUCCAUUGUGUUGUGUUUGGUAGCGUACUAUAAAUAUAGCAUCUAUGGUAUACAUACGUACAUACACUCCAUAUUGGAGAUUAGAAUUUGACCAAUCAGAGCAAAAAGAGCGAAGGAUACCCACAUCGAUUGGUCGGAUCUAAAUCUUCAAUGCGUACAAAGUCUAAUAAGCUACAUAAAACACGCUGUAUGUACAUGCAACAUAGAAAUUUAUUUGCAGUCUGAAAUUUGAGAUUUGAUUUUGUAAUGUGAUUUAUGUGCAGCGGUUAUGUCAAGAUACGUAUGUUUUUAUAUAAAAAAUAUGACGAAUGUAACUAAUUGAAUUAAUAAAUAAAUUUGUUCCACGACACGAGUUAUCGUUUGUCGUAUUUUCGCGAGUAAAAUUAUCAAUGAUGCAACGUACAUUGAGCGAUUAUUCAUUUUUCUGUCGAAGAUUACGUUAUUGCACUUCAACUGCAAAUGCAGAAUUAUGCAAUAAUAAAAGAUUAACAGAUUUUCCAGCGACAUUUAAACCAAAAGAUGUGGAGCAAGGAUGGUAUGAUAUCUGGCAGCACAACAAUUACUUCACAGCCUCUAGAUUAGUGAGAACAAGAGAUAAACAUGAGGAAAAAGAGAACAAAGAACCUUUUAGUAUGAUCUUACCACCACCUAAUAUUACAGGGGUAUUGCAUCUAGGCCAUGCGCUCACUGUUACAAUUCAGGAUGUUCUAGCAAGAUGGCAUAGAAUGAAAGGCCAUCCAGUGUUGUGGAUACCAGGUCUGGAUCAUGCAGGAAUUGCAACGCAGGCGGUGGUGGAGCGUGUAUUGCAGCACACACGAAACAUCACACGGCGUGAUAUGGAUCGUAUCGAAUUCGAGCAAUUGCUCUGGCAGUGGAAGACAGAGAAGGCCACGAUUAUCAAUCAACAAUUGAAAGCGCUUGGUGCUACACUUGACUGGAACAGAGAAUAUUUUACUAUUGAUGAAAGACAUAGCACAGCAGUGACAGAAACAUUCGUACGGCUAAAUGAAAGAAAUCUAUUGUACAGAGAAAGAGAUCUUGUCAAUUGGUCGCCGGCGCUGCGCAGUACAAUCUCAGAGAUCGAGGUCGAAGAUUUCAUAAUAAACGGCAAAACGCAGCUCCGAUUACCUGGACAUGACGGUAAAGUCACUGUUGGCCAAUUAAUUAAGCUGGCAUAUCCGAUCAAAGAUUCGAAAGAAGAAUUGAUAGUUGCAACAACUAGGCUGGAAACAAUUUUUGGAGAUGUGGCAAUUGCUGUACAUCCAGAUGAUGAAAGAUAUUCGAAGUACAUUGGCCGGCAAGUUUUACACCCUAUAAAAGAGACAUUCAUACCUGUCAUAGCCGAUUCCUCGGUCAAAAGAGAUUUUGGCACAGGUGUGGUAAAAAUCACACCGGCGCAUGAUCGUUCGGAUUAUAGCAUUGCCAAAAGGCACUGUUUACCAGUUAUUAGCAUUAUCGAUGAAGCUGGCAAUAUGACGGACGAAUGCAAGGAAUUUAAGGGCUUGUCAAGGUUUGUCACACGGGAGAGACUCGUAAACGAGUUGUCGGCGCGAGGUAUCGUGAGGAGCGUAGAAGAUCAUCACCAAAUGAUACUACCACGAUGUUCGCGCACGCACGAUGUAAUUGAGUAUCUGCCUAAAGAACAAUGGUUUGUGCGAUGCGCGGCAAUGGCUAAACGAGCGUACGAAGCUGUAAAGAAUGGUGAAUUAAAAAUUGAUUCGAGCGACGAUGGUAUUCACGAACAAUUGUGGUAUGACUGGCUUGAAAAUACUAGGGAUUGGUGUGUGUCAAGACAAUUGUGGUGGGGUCAUCGCAUUCCAGCAUAUUCCGUAAAUCAUGGUGACAAUAAUAAUGAUAGUGGUGACAAUUUCUUUUCUUCUAGUAGUACUAACAACAUUUCAUGGAUAAUCGCACGAUCUGAAGAAGAGGCAUAUUCGCAAGCACGGGAAAAAUAUGGGGAUACAGUGAGGAUACAUCAAGAUCCUGAUGUCCUCGACACGUGGUUCUCUUCGGCAAUUAUACCGUUUGUCACACUCGGUUGGCCGAAACAUACAAAGGACAUGGCAAAGUAUUAUCCAUUAACACUGAUGGAAACUGGUCAUGAUAUUUUUAUUUUCUGGGUGGCGAGGAUGGUGAUGCUAAGUCUAGAAAUGACACAAAAUUUGCCAUUCAAGGAAGUUUUGCUCCAUGGUGUCUUAUGUGAUGCUAAUAAUAAAAAAAUGUCCAAGAGCUCUGGCAAUGUCAUUUUACCAGAAAAUAUUAUGAAUGGUUGUAGCUUUGAAGAACUAAACGCUCAAGCAAAGCAAAAUAAUGCAGUGGGCAUUCUUAGUGCUGACGAGUUGCAGCGAACACUGCGUGUCAACGCGAAAUCGUAUUCUGCAGGAAUACCAGACUGUGGCGCAGAUGCUUUAAGAUUAUCGUUGUGCGCACGUAAUAUUAAGAAUCGUACCAUCAGUUUCGACAUGGAUGAUUGUCGCAUGAACAAAUAUUUCUGUAAUAAAAUUUGGCAAGCAAGUAAAUACAUAUUAUUGAUGGCAAAAAAUGGUGAGGAGAUCAAAGAAGAUCAAAAACAUGAAGAGAAAGGAAAGAAAUAUCUAAAUACUUUGGAUCAAUGGAUCCUGAGUCGAUUGUCAUGGAUGGUAGACAGAGUGAACAGUGCGUUCGCCGAACGAAACUUUCAUAAAGCGAUUGCUGCAAUUCGUCAAUUUUUGCAUUAUGAAUUCUGCGAUUUUUAUGUGGAAGGUACAAAAUUCGGAUUUAAAAGUGGCAAUGCAGCUGGACAUUUCGAUACUCUUACAAAAUGUUUGGAAGUAUCGCUACGCCUUCUCGCACCCAUUACUCCUUACUUAUCGGACGAUCUAUAUACAAGACUCGCUAAAAAGAAUUUGCCGGGAUUUCAAUCUGUUUCUUCAUUGCUGGAGACAUCCUAUCCCAUGUCAUAUGAGUUCGAGAAUUUUAGAGACGUGGUAUUAGAGAAAGAAAUGUGCAAGCUUUUGAAUGUGAUAGAUGUUAUCAGAAGCUGUAUGGCAAAUGUGAGCAAGAAGUCAAAUCCAGAAGUUAAUAUCUUGGUCAAUAACGUGCAUGAUUAUGACUUCUAUUUGGAAAAUAUAAACCUAAUUAAAGGAGCGAGCAGAAUCUGGAAUGUGCCUAUCCACUUGACAGAAUCGAUUAACGACGAUGAUUUUCAUAAUAAAGCGACAAAAGACAACUAUAAUUCCGACGAUAAUAGCAUUUACACUAUUCGAUAUAUACACACGAACGAUUGUGCACUACUUAUUGCAGUUACGGACGCAUCAAUACUGGAACUUAUUAAAAAGAAUAUUACAAGAAAGGAGAAAGCAAAAGAGAAAUAA